UAGUCCCACAGGCAUUUUGUUCUACGGAUAAAUAAACUCUAGGAACGCCUUUCCACCAUAGAAUUCAGCAUAAAUGCUAAAUAAUAACCAAAAUUUAGUUUAGCGGGUUGUAGUCCUUGACACCCGUCUCCUAAGGAUUCUUCUGGUGUGGGCGGAGGGGUCUCGUGCUAUAUAAGGAGGCCCGGCGGGUGGCCGGAUCCUCUUUCGCGUCUUAGCGUCCAAGAUGACAAAGAAAAGAAGGAACAACGGUCGUGCCAAAAAGGGCCGUGGCCAUGUGCAGCCUAUUCGCUGCACGAACUGCGCCCGAUGCGUGCCUAAAGACAAGGCCAUCAAGAAGUUCGUCAUUCGAAACAUAGUGGAGGCCGCAGCUGUCCGGGACAUUUCUGAAGCGAGUGUCUUCGAUGCCUAUGUGCUUCCCAAGCUAUACGUGAAGUUACAUUACUGUGUGAGUUGUGCCAUUCACAGCAAGGUAGUCAGGAAUCGUUCUCGGGAAGCCCGCAAGGACCGAACACCCCCACCCCGAUUUAGACCUGCGGGUGCUGCCCCAAGACCCCCACCAAAGCCUAUGUAAGGAGUUGAGUCCUUGAGUACUGAAGAAAAACUGCAUUGGGAAAAAAUAAAAUGGAAGUUAUACUUAA
This is a messenger RNA of Lemur catta (Ring-tailed lemur), 638 nucleotides long. It is a transcript of the gene RPS26, whose product is annotated as ribosomal protein S26. The transcript has 4 exons. The coding region runs from base 224 to 571 and encodes 115 amino acids. Gene Ontology annotation, cellular component: ribosome; cytosolic small ribosomal subunit. NCBI's taxonomy places the organism in Eukaryota, Metazoa, Chordata, Mammalia, Primates, Lemuridae. The record is from RefSeq and is a predicted model, not a curated record. Gene Ontology annotation, biological process: translation. Gene Ontology annotation, molecular function: structural constituent of ribosome; mRNA binding.